Molecule: messenger RNA, 1014 nt
Organism: Ilex paraguariensis (yerba mate)
Lineage: Eukaryota; Viridiplantae; Streptophyta; Magnoliopsida; Aquifoliales; Aquifoliaceae
Source: the annotation of a GenBank genome assembly
AUGACUAUCAUCAUUGAAGACUACCAGUUAUCCGACGAAACCCACAACCUCUACGAUGUCAACUUCUGCAACGAUAGGAUCCACACACUGGUCACACACACUCCCUCCUACGUCGACAUUUGGAUUUCCGAAACUGAAUCGAUCCACCACCGUCGUCUCCACCGUCUCAUUGUCGGCCUCGACGUCGAGUGGCGUCCCAACUUCAAUCGCUACGUCGAAAACCCAGUCGCCACUCUCCAACUCUGCGUGGGUCGUCGCUGUCUCAUCUUUCAACUGAUCCAUUGCUCUGAAAUUCCUCAGUCUCUUGUGGAUUUUCUUGGAAAUUCCAACUAUACUUUUGUGGGUGUUGGGAUUGAGAGCGAUGUUGAGAAGUUGAUGGGGGAUUAUGGUUUGGGGGUGCUCUUUACUGUUGAUGUGCGUGGCUUGGCGGCCAAUGAUUAUGAUAUGAUAGAGCUUCGCAAUGCUGGGUUGAAAGAUUUGGCGAGACAGGUGCUUGGCAAGGAGAUUGAGAAGCCGAGAAGGGUGACUAUGAGUAGGUGGGAUAAUCAGUGGCUCACCUCUGAACAGGUAGGGUAUGCUUGUGUUGAUGCUUUUGUUUCUUUUGAGAUUGGGAGGGUUUUGAAUGCUGCAGGGGGUCAUUCUUGCAGGAAGAUUCUGAUGAAGUUUUGGGGUUAUCUUGGUUUAUUGGGCAUUGAUAAAAAUGGAUGUGGAGGAACUGAAGGCGAUGGUACUAUAGCAUCAGUGAUUCAGGGUCGAAGAAUUGGGUUCAGGGUAUUAGGGGUUAUUGGGUUGUUGUUAGUGGAAGAAUGUGAUGAUGGUGAUGGUGGUAAAUGGUACCGUAGCAUCAGUGGUUCAGGGUCGAAGAAUUGGGGAAGGGUCGCAUGGGGUGAUAUUGGCAGUGGUGAUGGUUUAGUUGCAGGAUUGUUAUGGCAAGGGCGACAAUGGUUCAAUGGCACCGACAGUCUUGCUGUUGGCCACAAUGGUUCAAGGGCCCUGGCAUUGGUGUUGGGAUAG